This is a messenger RNA of Lactuca virosa, 539 nucleotides long. NCBI's taxonomy places the organism in Eukaryota, Viridiplantae, Streptophyta, Magnoliopsida, Asterales, Asteraceae. The record is from the annotation of a GenBank genome assembly.
AUGGCCAUGUCUACUGUCUCAAUUCAUGUCUUUGGUGAUGUUCCUUCUUCUCCUCUUGUUGGAGUUCUUCAGGACAAUAUAAAAAACUGGAGGACAUCUGCUUUGAUUCUAACUUCAAUACUGUUUUUGGCAUCUGGAAUAUGGUUUAUAGGUAUUUUUGUUCAAAGUGUGGAUAGAUAUAAUGAAGAUAGUGAGCAUCAAGAUGGAAAUACUGAGCGAACAAAUACAACACCAUUGCUUGAAGAAAAGACGAUUGAGACAGAUGUUGGUUCUUCUGAAUCAUGAAGAUGACAGGAUCUUUUGAGGGGUAUAAAUGUCUUUUUCUUUUUUAACAAAUAGUAGAUGGUACAGCCUCUCACCAGCUAGCUAUUCUUUCCUUUUUGAUGGUAUUCUUGUUUGUAAGUAUUUUCGUUUUGAGCUUACUUAGGAUUUCAGAUAUGUUCAUAGUUAAAUGCAUCGGGUUUUACACAUGCUUUUCUUUUCAACUAAUGGAAGGGUUUUAUCAUUUUAUGGUUAUGUUAUCGGGAUGAAUCUGUUGG